AACGCGGUUCAAACGUCCUUUAAAUAUAUACAUCGUGAUAUUACUAACGUUUCCUAUAUCUCGUUCCGUUUGAUCGAUUAUAAAUUCGAAAUUAAUUAUCUUCACGAGUUUCUUCUUAUUAUGUACAUUACGCGAGUAUUUUUUUUUUAAGUGAUUUUAUCUUACGUGUUUCAUCGGAUUAUCGAGCUGCAAAAAAAAGGAGGAAGACAAACGACUCGCGAGUGAGCGCAGAACCUAGCCCCGCCGACGAGCAGCAGCAGCAGAUCAGCGCAGAUUCAGCAGGAAGACUUCACCGAGAGUUCAAGGUCCACUUAAUCGUCAUCGUCAACAAAAUAUCUAACGAACUUUAUCAUCGUACACGAAGACACUGCUACAUCUGAUAAAUUUACCAAGCCAGAUUCACCCCACUGCACGGACAUCGUAGAAUGGUAGAAGGUGAACCCGACUCAAAGCACAACAAUAAGUGUGAUGUAAAAGACGAGCGCCCAAACGGUUGUGGUUCCAAGGAACUUGAACUUGCCCGAAUCGGGCCCAAGGAAAAGAACCUAGAUCCAGAGAAAGGAUCUUGCAUCAAAGCCGAUUUCGAAAAGGCCAUCGAACUUACCGAGUAUGGCAAGUUUCAUUACUUCCUGCUCACGGUAUGCGGCUUCGUCAGUACCAGCGAGGAGAUGGAUGUUAUUUCCAUGUCCUUCAUCUUACCAAGUGCACAAUGUGAUCUAAAACUUGAUACCCAAGCUAAGGGAUGGCUCAACUCCAUCAUCUUCAUUGGCAUGAUGGCCGGUGCGUACGCCUGGGGCUCCGUUGCGGAUGCCUUGGGUCGUCGCAAGGUCCUCAUUGCCAUUUCCUUUAUGAACGCCCUUUGCAUCGUUGCCUCCAGCUUUAGUCAGUCCUACGAACUCUUCAUGUUCUUCCGUUUCUUAAAUGGUGCCGCACUCGGAGGAAGUGGCCCGGUCAUCUGGUCGUAUUUCGCAGAGUUUCAACCAAAAUCAAAACGAGGCUCCAUGCUUUCGUUCAUGGCAGCUUUCUGGACACUCGGAAAUCUUUUCGUUGCUGGACUGGCAUGGUUGAUCAUCCCUCAGGACAUCGGUAUCACAAGUGCUGCGUUCACAUAUAACUCUUGGAGAAUCUUCCUGCUGAUCUGCGCUGCUCCGUCGUUCAUCGUGGCGGGGCUGCUUCUGCUGCUCCCUGAAUCCCCCAAAUAUCUUUUAUCAUGCGGAAGAUAUCAAGAAGCUCUUGAUAUCUUUCGUGGUAUCUACGCCAUUAACACUGGCAGAUCUCGCGACAGUUAUACGGUAAAAGAACUGAUUCUCGAUGACUUCCAAGAACCAGAGCCUGUCAAGGCCGACAUCGAGGAAAAGAGUAAAUGCAAGAUGAUGCUCGGUGACAUCCUGGAUAACAGCCGUCAAUUAUUCGUCUCACCGAUACUCCGUUUCACCGUCGUCUCCAUCAUUAUAAACUUCACCUUCCAUAUCGGUUAUUAUGGCUUAAUGAUGUGGUUCCCGGAGUUGUUCAAUCGAUUCGACGAAUUUCAUCGUGAUCAUCCGGGCCAAUCAACGUCGAUAUGUGAGGUCACUGAUUACGUGGUUAACAAGGGCUCGCAUCGUAUUGAAAAUAUUUGCAAUGAUAAAAUCGGUUCUUCCGUUUUUAUGGAGUCACUUAUUACCGUGGCUUCAGCUAUACCGGCAAAUAUCGUUGCCGUUCUGGGAAUGGAUCGUCUUGGUCGCAAAUUUUUCCUUGUGUUCAGUACUCUCUCGUCGGGGCUCUGUUCGAUCGGAUUGUACUUCGUGUACAACAAAUAUCACAAUCUCAUCGUCUCGGCCUUCUUCAGCGGUGUAAUCAGUUGCGGUAACGCUGCAUUAGACUGUCUGAUCACCGAAGUCUUUCCAACUCAUUUACGUGCAACCGGUAUCGCAAUAUCGAUGGUGGCUGCACGUCUCGGUGGUAUUAUUGGUAAUAUCGUUAUAGCACAACUAUUGGACAUGUAUUGUCCAGCACCCACAUUCAUCGUCGCUGGUCUCUUGAUCGGUGGCGGUUUACUGUGCCUAUUUUUACCAAACACAACUCGCGAACCACUUUCUUGACAUUGGCUAAAAAAAUCGACGUUGUGUUCUUCGACGAGUCGUGUACAGUCUGUCUUACAUGCAUUUUCUUUCGUUGCAAUACUUUUUGAUAUUUUUCGUUAUCACAACUACGUACGAGUUAUAGUACGUACACUAAUAUAUUAUCAUAUUAUUAAUAAUAUUUUCCUUGCAUAAGGAACGUCCGCAGAAAAAAAAAAGAAGAAAAAAAAGAAAAAUAGAAAAAGAAAAAAAAAAGAGGAAAAAACAUUUAUUUAAAUAAUAAUUAAGUAGCGACGCGUACAUGGAUAUAGAAUAAAAUGGAAGGAGAGUUCGUUUCACGAAAGAAGUAUUCGCAAGUAUUACUUAUAUGACUAUUAUAUGUAUGUUUAGAACGAAAUUGAGACGACAGGCUCAAUUUCUCAUUGAUAUUAUUCAAUUAGAA
Vespula pensylvanica (western yellowjacket) is the source of this 2502-nucleotide messenger RNA. Its product is annotated as synaptic vesicle glycoprotein 2B. The record is from RefSeq and is a predicted model, not a curated record. The transcript is spliced from 10 exons. The coding region runs from base 426 to 2081 and encodes 551 amino acids. Gene Ontology annotation, molecular function: transmembrane transporter activity. Gene Ontology annotation, cellular component: membrane. NCBI's taxonomy places the organism in Eukaryota, Metazoa, Arthropoda, Insecta, Hymenoptera, Vespidae. Gene Ontology annotation, biological process: transmembrane transport.